AUGCUGCGUUUCUUCGAGCCGGACGCAAAUACCAGAUGGCUGGCUCCCAACCCUCCGCCGCCGCCGCAGCGCACCACCAGCUCCGCCGUGCCGGCGGAGUAUCCGGCGUUGACCGCUCGCCGGACCUCUUCUCUUCCGGCGACCGUUAAUCUCGUGAAGGACAGAUGGCAUCCCUCGCACUCCGUAAAAAAUGCCUUCAGCGGCUGCGGUGGUGGUGAUGGUGGCGGGGGGAACUCUUGGCAGGAUUCCGGCGUUUUCCGCCGCCAAGCCUGCACGGAUCCAUUUCUUGAAAAACUUCAAGGUGGAAGAAGCUCAUCAAUGGCGGCAGAAAACAGAGGGAAAUCGAACCGGCAUGAGGAGAUGAUGGAAGAUUGGAGGAAGCGAGGAAGCACAGUUCAUGAAGAAGAGAGCAAGAAAAUGGGAGAUCACAAAAGACAGAAAAUCAAUGGUGAUGAGAACCUAUUUUUUCUACCAUCAUUUGAUCCAGUAAUUUCUUCUUCUUCGAGGAUGAGAGCGACGAUCAGCCAGACAGUAAAAGAACCAGUGAAGAACCAGAAGCUUGGGGAUAAGAUCACUGCUCUUCAACAGCUGGUUUCACCCUUUGGAAAAACGGAUACUGCAUCAGUACUUCAGGAGGCCACCAUUUACAUCAAGGCACUUCACGAACAGAUAAAUUUUCAGAUAUUGAGCAGACGUCGUUUUGAAACAAGCUCUUCAGGCAAUAAUAUUCAGGUACAAAUAUCAGCUUCAAUUGGGAAUGUAGAUGUUGGGCGAUCAAGAUUGUACGAGUGGGGGCUUUGCAUCAUCCCGGUCUCUUCGGCGGUGGCCAACUUUGCAAAUCAAGAAUGUCCGGAUCAUCCCAUGAGAGAAUUAAUGAAUCAACUUAAUUGA
Molecule: messenger RNA, 891 nt
Organism: Phalaenopsis equestris
Lineage: Eukaryota; Viridiplantae; Streptophyta; Magnoliopsida; Asparagales; Orchidaceae
Product: transcription factor bHLH114-like
Exons: 8
Coding region: 1-891 (296 amino acids)
Biological process (GO): regulation of transcription by RNA polymerase II
Cellular component (GO): nucleus
Molecular function (GO): protein dimerization activity; RNA polymerase II cis-regulatory region sequence-specific DNA binding; DNA-binding transcription factor activity, RNA polymerase II-specific
Source: RefSeq, a predicted model, not a curated record